Tachysurus vachellii is the source of this 4897-nucleotide messenger RNA. RefSeq names its product hepatocyte growth factor b (gene hgfb). Gene Ontology annotation, biological process: proteolysis. The record is from RefSeq and is a predicted model, not a curated record. The transcript has 18 exons. NCBI's taxonomy places the organism in Eukaryota, Metazoa, Chordata, Actinopteri, Siluriformes, Bagridae. Gene Ontology annotation, molecular function: serine-type endopeptidase activity; signaling receptor binding. The coding region runs from base 176 to 2320 and encodes 714 amino acids.
GAGCGCGCGUCUCACCAUCAUCAUCAUCAUCAUCAUCAUCAUUAUCCUCCUCAUCAUCAUCACCAACAGCCUCCGCUCAGUGGACAUCACGGCCAGCAGCUCUGCGCUUCAGCGCGUAAAACACUUCGUCAUUUCUCCUCUAAGCAGCUUCGAUCACAGCCUACCCGACUACACCAUGUGGAUUUAUAAGAUCCUUCUUUGCCUUUCUGUCCUGCUUUACUCGGAAAGCAAGAGGCAUGCACUUCAGGACUACCAGAAGACUGACGGGGUUCGUCUGGUUGCUCCGCCUGACGCUUCAUACAUGAUGAAAAGCAAGAAGAUGAGCUUAGGGAAGUGCGUGCGGCGCUGCAGCCGCUCAAGAAAACUCCCCUUCACCUGCAGAGCUUUCAUGUUUGAUCAGAAUGGCACAAAGUGUCAUUUACUCUCCUUCGACAGCCUCACAGUGGGCGUCCACGCCGAGACUGACUUCAGCUUUGACCUUUACGAAAAAAAAGACUUUGUAAGAGAAUGCAUCAUUGGCACAGGCCUGAAUUACAAAGGGAGGAGAUCUGUGACCGAGAGUGGUGUUGAGUGCCAGAACUGGGAUCUGAACACACCACAUGAACAUCACUUCUUACCCCGGCGGCAUAAGCAGAAGGACCUUCGGGGAAACUUGUGCCGGAACCCAGACAAUAGCACUACGGGACCGUGGUGUUUUACCAAGAACCCCAGCAUACGUUAUCAAAACUGCAACAUUCCCCAAUGUUCGCAAGUGGAAUGUAUGAUGUGUAAUGGAGAAAGCUACCGCGGGCCCAUGGACCACACGGAGAGUGGCAGAGAGUGCCAGCGCUGGGAUUUAGAUGAACCUCACAAACAUCUCUUCCAUCCCAAAAGGUACCCAGAUAAAGGACUUAAGGAUAACUUCUGCAGGAACCCAGACGGACGCCAGAGACCCUGGUGCUUCACCACCGAUCCUGACACUCUGUGGGAGUACUGCAAUGUCAAACAGUGUGAAUCUGACAGUCACAAUGAUGUUGAAACGACUACGUCAUGUUUCCGGGGGAAUGGGGAAGGAUAUCGUGGGACGGUGGCAGUUUCCAAGGAUGGUUUGAUUUGUCAAAGAUGGGAUUCCCAGUUUCCACAUUCGCACUCCUUUACACCACAGAAGUACCGCUGCAAAGACCUGAGGGAGAACUACUGCAGGAAUCCUGAUGGACGUGAUGCCCCAUGGUGCUUCACUAUGGACCCUAACGUACCUUGGGUCUUUUGCACUAGCAUCCCAGGCUGUGAAGCAAUAACAGCUGAACCUGACGAGUGUUACACAGGAAGUGGCGAGAUGUACAGAGGGAGGCAGAUGAAGACUCGUUCAGGCAUCCCCUGUGCACCAUGGAUGGGCCAUACUGAGAGGAAAGCGCAAGACAUGCUGACCCAGAGUGAUGAACUGGAAGGUAAUUUCUGCAGGAAUCCAGACAAGGACAAACAUGGGCCAUGGUGCUACACCAACAGCUCCCUCAUCCCCUGGGAUUACUGCACAGUCAAGCGCUGUGAAAUACAGAGCAGUGGACUACGAAAAGCUGAAACCUCGAUCACGUCCUGUUUUGUCCAUAAGCAAGUGAGGAUAGUAGGCGGUGGCCCCUUUCCUAUUAAAGAGGGCAGUUGGAUGGUCAGCAUUCAGAAAGGGGCUUCUCACUCAUGCGGAGGCUCGCUGAUCCGUGAGGAGUGGGUGCUGACGGACAGAGAGUGCUUCUCUUCAUGUGUUCCUGAUCUGUCUGAGUACAGCGUGUUGCUUGGUUCUGCGCAUCUGAAUGAGUCUGGAGAAAACAAUUGGAGCAAGCAGGAAAGGAGGAUUGCUCACGUUGUCUGUGGCCCCGAAGGCUCAGGACUCGCCCUGAUACAACUGGCACAAGGUGCUCCCAUCGCCGAGCACGUGAGGACAAUUCAGCUGCCUGUGGCUGGCUGUACCAUUGCAGAAGGCACUGUGUGUUCAACGUACGGCUGGGGGGAAACUAAAGGCACGGGACAUGAAGGCACACUUAAGAGUGUUCAGCUGCCCAUUGUUAGCAAUGAACGCUGCCAACAAUUACACAGAGGAACGCUACAAAUCACUGAUGCUAAAGUGUGCGCUGGCGGGAAGAGAGAUGAAGGAGUGUGUGAGAAAGACUACGGUGGACCACUGGUGUGUCAGGAAAAGGACAGUAAGGUUAUAGUGGGAGUGAGCAUCCAUGGCAGAGGAUGUGCCCGACACAACAGGCCAGGUAUCUUCGUCAGCGUGGCCCAGUAUACAGGAUGGAUACACAAGGUGUACAAAACAUACCCUACUUCAGAUGUAAUGAUGAGCUGAGCUUCAGUAAGACAAGACCUGGAACUGUGCAGUCUUGAGGAUCCAAAACAUUGGAAACAAAAUCAAGGUGACCCACAUUAGUGACUUCACAACUCGCACGUACAUUCAAAGUUAAUAAAAACUAUGUCCAAAAAUGUGAAAACUGGGACAACAUCUGAAAAUAGAACCUGACUGACUAUGUUCUGAUUUCAUAAAAAAGUGAAGGUGAUAUGGCUGGAUUUCAUUCAAUUCCAUAUGUAUUGUUGGAAAAGUUGAAAGAAACGGUACGAAGGCCAGCUGCCUAAACCCUGAUCAAGGACAAGCUUUGUAAAUCUUUAUAUGGAUUGUGGAAAUUGUUAUAAAUUUGAAAGCCAUGUUUAGGGAAGAUGUUUUUUUUUUCCCCUCAAAAUCUGUGGAUGAUUUGUGAAUGUUGUGUACACACGAAUUAUAGAAAGAAGAGCGGAGAAACGAUUUCUCUGGGAAUUGAUUAAGAUCAUAAGGAAAGAUACAGAUCUGAAGCGAUUGUAGAAACUUUGGCCCAGACUAUAAAGAAAAUCUUCUUUCUUAUUUUUAUCAAACAAAUAUAUGGACAGAACAAAGAUUUGUCGAGUUAUACAUUCCUACAUAUUGUACAUCUCUUCUCUAAACCUUCCCCGCAGUAUUAUCUGUUACAAAAAGGUGUGCAUAAUAUAUGUGUAAAAUAUGUGUACAGUAGUAUUAAUUAUAGGCUUUUUAUUUUUUUUUUUUGUACUUUUAUGCUCCUGAUAAUACUUGAAUACACAUACAUCCAAACAAAACACUGUCUGCUCCAAUCGCACUUCCUCAUGUCAUGAAUUGAAGGUUCAGUUUUCUUUAUGCAGGUGUGUACAUCAUGUUUAGUGAACUCUGUAGAUGUUCUAACAUGUUAAUGUAUCUCCAACAUAUGCUGUGUUUGAAUUAUUAUCAGAAGCCAAUAGAAGGUUUAUGUGUUGUAAAUACUGUAGUCAUCACUCCCGAUGCUUGGGUAGGUCUCAUAGACCUUUUAUGGAGGUUGUAAAAUAUUAUGGGUCUUUGCUUGUGUGUGUGUGUGUGUGUGUGUGUGUGUGUGUGUGUGUGUGUGUGUGUGUGUGUGUUUUCUUGGCAUAAUCUUGAUCAGUAGAUAUUAUUGCCAAUAAAAUUGUUGAAAGCAUGCUGGGAUCAAAAAGAAAGUAGAUGCUAAAUUUAGUUCUAUUUUGUAGUUAUUAUCAACUGACCUCUUCAAAAGUUGGUGGGUGGUGGGGGGCAUAUGUCUGAGUUGUUUGUCAACCAUGCUUCUGGUAGGAUGCAGCUCUGCAGGACAGAGUGUGUGUGUGUGUGUGUGUGUGUGUGUGUGUGUGUGUGUGUGUGUGUGUGUGUGUGUGUGUAUUUUAUUAAUUGAUCAAAAGAAUGGGCCUAUACAACACUUUUGAUCCAGUGGAAACUCUAACCAGGUCCCCACAAGGACACACAGAUCUGACUGUUUUGGCUUUGUGGGGACAUUUGGCUGGUCCCCACAAGGUUUUAUUUUGUGUUUCAAAAAUUCCAGCUACAAAAGUUCCAAAAAAAGAACUUAACAAAAGUUACAAAAAAUGUUUUUUUUUUUGGUUACUAAAGUUUAAAGUUAAGUUAAAAUUAGGGUAAGAUUUAACUGUAGGAAUAACAUCCAUUAGCUGUAUUUUUAAUUAUGUCAGGAGACAAAUGUGUGUGUUUGCGUGCUUCUUCGAUCUAGUUGAGAAACAUGCCUAGUUAAGCAAAGAUAUACCUUUUCUCUGUUUUCAUAUUCUGGAUUAGUUGUAUGACAAAGCCCAUCCGUCAGAGUCGGUUAGCGUGUGUGGCCGUGGCUUGCUCUAGUUUUUCAUUCUUGACCUCUUACUUUGGACUGCAUCCAAUAACAAUCAGCUUGGAAUAUUACCCCCCAAACCAUGUCAGCUUAAGCAAAUACCAUUCUUUCCGAGCACUCCUGAUGCUCAUUAAUGUUGGUUUAUAUGAAGGAUGACUUUAAUUUGUAUGAGUCCAAAAGCAGACAUCUUUAUAUUAAGCAAUACUAGGAAUGUUCAGCAUGUGCUGAAAAACAGCCGAGACGAACCAUGUAAACAUCUUACUCUGUGAUAACUUUAUGAUUAUAUGAUUUAUCUCUUCCCAUAUUUGGACCUUGCUGAUUGAUUCCAUACCAAACUAUUGAGUUUCUCUGUGCAAAUUUGCUAUGUAAUGUAAAAUUAUUUACACUGAGGUGACCUAUACAUACAUGUCAAAUCAGCUCUGCAGUUUUCAUUAGGAGUUUCAUGUUGGUUAUUUUAUUAUUAAUGUUAUUUGUUGUAAAUGUGUCACCUUUAUGAAUGUACAAUGCUGCUAUUUACAAUAGAAGGUUGUAAAUGUCAUCUGUGUACAGCGUUUUCUCUCUUCAUAAACUCCUACAAUUAGGAGUGUAUUGUGUGUAUUCAUAUUCAAUGUAUUAUUCACCUGUAUUGUAUGGUUCAUGCUGAAUUACCUGGACAGCUGUAUUUAUCUGCUUACAUCGUGUGUUCAUUAGGACUCCUUUAUGUGCCUUUACCAUGUUUACCAUGUCUGAAAUUAAAAAUAAAAUAUGAUUAAACAAUAGAA